AUGCAUUUGAGGUAUUAUUUGAAUGAGGAAGGCAAACGUGUCUAUACUUUAAAGAAUACUCUUGAAGAUGGUUCAUAUACAUUUAAUGCCCAUCCUGGUACUAAUAAUGAUCUAUUAAUCAGCUAGAUUUAGUCCUGAUGAUGUCAAUUAGAAAUACAGAGUUGAACUUAAAAAGAGAUUUGGAUUGCUACCUACUUAAGGAGAACCUCAUUAAUUUUGA
Molecule: messenger RNA, 220 nt
Organism: Paramecium pentaurelia
Lineage: Eukaryota; Ciliophora; Oligohymenophorea; Peniculida; Parameciidae
Source: the annotation of a GenBank genome assembly